UGCAUUGUUCUAUAGUCAUUGAGGCGACUUGCAGCCAGCGCAGCCCCAGACUUCGAGCUGCACCCGCCCUUAAGUCUAUGGGUAGUUCCAGCAACUGAACUAAACCAAGAAAAUAUGUAUUUUAGCCCCCUUUCCGUGAUCUUUUCUUGGUUUUAGACUUCGAUCUUCUCGGCUGGAUUCGAGAUUUAUCAUGUCCUUAAACUUUUGCUGCCUCUGAAAAUCCGCAUGGCCUGAGGAUCUAUGUGGGAUGAGAUCAGCGAUCAUGUUCCAUCUGGAAAACCUUUAGCAGACACCUGGAAGGAGACCAUGAAGUGGAUUCUCCAAGUUAUAAUUCUCAGCUGUGCUGUCUUAAUCCCAGAAACCUCUCCAACCACCUACAAGGCCCAUGAAAACGACAACAUCACCAUCAGGUGGGACACCUUGUCCCGGUCCGACCUGACCAACUCCAGCCUGGUCUGUGUCUUCCUUUCAAAGUCCAGUGUUCUGUACAAGAGGGUAAACGGCGUGGAGUCUCCAGAUUAUCUGCAUCAGCAGUUCGCAGAGCGAGUUCAGUGUGAUGUAGACGCUCUGAGAGAAGGACGAGUUGUUCUUCAUCUCUCCAAAGUCACAGCUGAGGACUCUGGGAGAUACCGCUGUGACCUGCGUGAUCGUUACAACACGAUCCAGAGAAGAUGGGAGACCUACAUGGAUGAAACCUUUCUCCUGAAUGUGACUACAGCCUCUAAAGACGAGAACCGAGUGCUCAACAGUGACCUUGCGUCUGCCGCAGGCACUGAAGAUCCACCUAUAGGACGUAGACGAAGACGACGAGCGAAUGACCCAACGGGAGCUGGAACUCUUCUGGCGGUAGUCGCUCUGGCAGCUCUGAUACUGUAUGGAGUCUAUCUCAUACUCAGAUCUCGAUUCUAGAGCAUCCAUCAUCAGAAACAUGACAUUGCUGACAUUUACUCUGUACCUGCACACUGCGGGAUUCUGGGAAAAUCGUCCGUCCAUCAGUUGGUUCAUAAUUUAAAAAAAUAGACAUAUAAGCCAAAAGCAGGCGUAAAAAGUUAAAAUGAUUGUCAUAAUCUAAAAAAAAAAAAGAAAAAUAUCCCAAUGUUUUAUAGCUAAACUUCUGCUAUUUAAAUGGUCAUAUAUCACAAUGUACUGUAAUAUUUUUAUCAUUCAAUUUUGAAUGAAUCUUUUUGAACUACAGCAGGUUAGAACUUGCAGCUCCAGGCACAAAGAGCUAAUAUUUGAAUCCAUAUUGGAGUGUACUCUACCACAUGUUGGUCCUUUCUUCUAUUUGAAGAUUUUUUCAACAAUAUUUUAACAAAUUAAAGCUAUUUUUGCAAUAGUUUUUAAAAUAGGUCAUGUUUACAUUUUCAGCCUUAGUCCCAACUCCCCUUGAAGGGUGGAUAUGGGCUGUCUGCAGGUGAAAAAGGGUUACAAAUAUUUGACAAAACGCUAACCACACGUUCCAUUUUCAUGAGGUGGUCAUACGAGCCUCAAACGAACUGACAUUCUUGUGCUCUCUACAACCCUCCACUGACCCAGACUACCCAAAAACAAGCACAACAAGCAAGUUACUUGACAGGAAACCCAUUCACUAAAAAACACAAAUCUGAGAUAUUAAAAGCAUUAAAAGUAAUCUUUUAUAAUUAUUUUUUAAAUAAUUGGAAUUGGUCAAGCAAUCAAAACAAAUUAAAAUGUAAGAAGACAAACAAAAGACAUAUAUACCACUAUGUAGAUUAUGUUUAUGAAUAGUUGCUUUAAAGGAAGGAGGAAGAAGUGACUUCAUACAAUCUAAUCCCUCUUAUAUUUUACUUUUUUUUGGAAAGUAACCACAAUCUGGUUCUAUUUAAAGAUAUCUAUACUUUACCAAUAUAGGUGAAGAUCAUAUAUCAAGUAUUAUUAAAUUCCAAUGACCAAGAUGAAAUACUUAUUGACAUAAUACAAUAUACCAUUGGAAAAAUCAUUAUAACUGUUUAAGGGGGGUUAGUAAUUGUUAUCAGAAAAGAUUACUUGCACUGAUUCAAAAUUAAUAAUAAUAAUUAUUAUUAUUAUUGUUUUUAUUAUGUUGUAUACUUUUUUCUGUCAAAAUCUGUGUCAUUAUCUUGAUUGAACAAAGUACUAAUAAAUAAUGCAUUCCGGCUGUGGCCCAAGAA
Messenger RNA from Oryzias melastigma (Indian medaka), 2147 nucleotides. RefSeq lists its product as uncharacterized. The transcript is spliced from 7 exons. The record is from RefSeq and is a predicted model, not a curated record. NCBI's taxonomy places the organism in Eukaryota, Metazoa, Chordata, Actinopteri, Beloniformes, Adrianichthyidae. The coding region runs from base 241 to 909 and encodes 222 amino acids.